Messenger RNA from Ambispora gerdemannii, 2304 nucleotides. Lineage: Eukaryota; Fungi; Glomeromycota; Glomeromycetes; Archaeosporales; Ambisporaceae. The record is from the annotation of a GenBank genome assembly.
AUGUCAUCAUCAUCUUUACCACCAAUAAACAGUACCAACAAUCAAACUAUUUCCUCCUCAAAAAAUUCAAUAACAAUACCGAUUACAUCGUCAUCAUCUUCUUUAGUUUCUUCUGCUUCUAAGAAAGCCAAUCCAUCAAAAAACACGCAUACUCUAUCCUCGUCAUUGCAAAUUCCUAAAGUAACAAAAACACUCUUAGGAUUCCCGGAUGGGAAUAUACCAACAGAUCAAGAUACAGAUCCAUAUGUGACAAAAAUCGGUGGAAUUCCAAAUUGGUUUGCAUCAUCAUCUUCAUUCUCAUCACCAGAGCUAUCCGGAUCGUUGAUUCCUUCUUUCGGCGUGGCAAUAUGUGGUAAUUGUGGUAAAGAAAUGUUUUUGCUGUUCCAGGGUUAUGUGCCGUUAGAUCGGUCCCCGUAUGAUCGUAUUAUUUAUGUCUGGGGGUGUAAUCAGCAACGAUGUAUGCGUAAAUCUGGAAGCUUUCGUGCUAUUCGCGCACACCGAUUGAACAAAGAAUACGCACAACAAUUACGUCAGGAUAAAGAAAAGUACGCGAAUGCUAUCGCUCCGCCAGCAUUUAAUUUGAAAGAACUCCUGUUGUCAAGUAAUAAUCAUUCAAACACAACAUCAUUACGGUCAAUUGAAGUCACAACAACAAGUGAUUAUGAAUAUCCAAAGCUUGAGUCUACUGUGCAUAGAAAAAUAUCCGAAAUUUCGUCACCUAAAGAUGAAAUUCCACCCAGCAAUCACAAUAAAAAUGAUUCACAUACAUCAUCCAAAAAUUGGAGUCAAAUUGUAUCUGAAGAAAUAACUACAAGUCAUAAUAAAGAUGAAAAAGAACCACCACGCGAUAUAAAUGACCUUUCAAAUCGAAUACAAAAGCUCGAAUUAGUUGACUCGUCGUCAGAUUUCUUAUCAUAUAAAGAAUGGCCAAAAUCAAUCUCCCAUUUCCCUGCACAAUAUCUAUACAUCACCGAAGAAAUUCUCGAGGAAAACCAGAAUUUCAACCUUUUGAAAAAAUACGAGCAAUAUCUGAAUUACGAAGACUACAAUAACUGCGAUGAUGGAAACCUGGGCGAAUGGGCUGGCGAAAAGUAUGAGAAAUCUGUGUUACCUAAGGGUGUUGAUAAGGCAUUUAAAAAGUUCUCAAAGCGUGUUGCAGAAUGGCCGGAUCAAUGUGUCCGAUAUGAGUUUGGUGGUCAACCUUUACUAUACAACCAAAAUUACUUAACAGGAUCUGAGAAUACAAGAAUUCCUCCGUGUAAGAAUUGUGGAAAAGAUCGAGUCUUUGAAUUUCAAUUAAUGCCAAAUACUCUAUACGCAUUAUCUACAAGCAAAUAUGCAAGAAUCCAAUCUGACGAGGACGACAAUCAUCAUAAUGCUUAUAAUAUUUAUCAAUUUAAUCUCGGAAUGGAAUGGGGUACUGUGAUAAUAUUUACGUGUGUGAAUGAUUGUAGUAAGAAUAAUAAUGCAACUAUGGCUUCUUCAUUUGGCUCAAGUUCCAAAGCUCCCUUAUCAACUGUUUCUAGCAUUACCAACGGUACUAAUAACAACAGUAACAAAGAUAGAAAUAGCAAUAAUGCUACCAGUCCAAGCUUCCCCUUUAGCAAUAACCGCAAGUUGAAGUUGGAUGGUGCCGACAUUCGCUGUCGUAAUUGCAAAGCAAUCAAAGCGCAACUCGACAACAUUGUACGCGCGGACGAAAACGAGAUAUACCAACUCAAUGACAUGAUCGCGGUAAAAGAUAUUCGCAUUAUUGAACUCCAGCAAAGCUUAGAACAAGCUAAUGACAUCAAGAAGAUAAAGGAUCAUCGUAUUCGUGUGCUCGAGGACUCGUUACGUGACUUUAAAACUAAAUUUAUCGUGAUGCAGGACGAACUCAUUAAUAAUAUCGAUUUUUCAUCCGACUCCACUAAUUCAGUCGCUAGUGAUGAAGAUGAUAAAGAGGAAAUAGAAUGGGUGUAUUCUCCUCAACAGCAGCAACAGCAGCAGCAACAACAGCAGCAACAACAGCAGCAGCAACAACAUCAUCAUCAUCGUCAAAAUAAUUAUGAUUUGCAAUUAGACAAAUUUGGACAAGGAUCUGAUACCAGUUCAGUUAAUCGUGUGUACAUCGGUGGUGUCUCCCCUGAUCUUAAGAAACCUCGGUUGAAAAAAUGUUUGGAAAAAUGCGCGUUCGUUGAGUUUGCUGAGCAUAAAACUUAUGAAAUGGCUCUCGACCAGGGAUACGUACAAUUGGAUGGCGACACACUUCACAUUAACACACUCAAAAUAAAUACUCUUAAAAAAAUAGGCUUGAAAAUUUAA